Molecule: messenger RNA, 714 nt
Organism: Paramecium primaurelia
Lineage: Eukaryota; Ciliophora; Oligohymenophorea; Peniculida; Parameciidae
Source: the annotation of a GenBank genome assembly
AUGUUUAUAAACCCUGUUAACUCAAUGUUCUUUUGCUUACCUUAUUUUUAUUCUUUUCAGGCUCCUUAAACGUUAGUUAAAGAGGAGGCUUCAGAUAUAGAAAAAGAAUAAACAGUUUAAAAUAUUUAAGAACAAACGAAUGCAAGUGGAAUAGUUAGAGGAAAAGGAUAAUUAUGGUCUAAAGAUGAGGUGGAUAACUUAAUUAAAUACUAUAAAUAGUAUCAUGGAGAUUGGAAAAAGAUCAUUAAACACUUAAAAGGAAGAAAUAUCUCUUAGUGUUCAUAGAAAUUUAGAAAACUUUAAGAUUAAGAUAAAAGAACAAAAAGGAAAUGGUCAACUGAGGAAGAUAAAAUACUAUUAGAAAGCUUUGAAUAGUAUGGAAGAUAAUGGAUUAAGAUAGCUGAAAGUAUUAAAUACAAUAACUAAAUAUAGAACUUCCAGGAAGGACAUCAAAACAAGUUAGAGAUAGAUAUGUAAAUUAAAUAAAUCCAAUAAUCAAUCAUAAGGAGUGGAAUGAAGAAGAAGAUAAAAUAAUAAUGAAAGAAUUUUAAUAAAAUGGACCACAUUGGGCUUAAAUAGCUAAGUAGUUAGAUAACAGAUCUGUAAUUCUGAAUUCUUAAAUAUUAGGAAAAUUAAGUCAAAAAUAGAUUUUAUUAUACAAUUCUUAAAAAGUAUAAUGGAGAGCUACACCCAUAUUUGAAAAUACAGAAUUGA